GCGGACAUGACGGAAGUUUAGACGGUUGCUCUGGGUGAACGAAGGGAACACUGACAGCAUCGCAUCAAACAAGAAAUUAUUCUCGCCCCCUAUAUUAACCCAGUUUCCCCUUUCCCUCACACAUGGCGUCCAAUUCUAACAUAGAUAUUGAGGGUGCGACCCAGCAUCUUCGGGACAUCCUCAAGCUCGACCGUCCCGGGAACAGCACCGAUGCACCAUCGACUGAUGGCCCAAGAAUGCCAUCUUUUAACGGAGAGCUGAAUGGGCUAUUGGGAGCAGCAGGCCUUCUGGGAGGCACUGAUCGGUCCACCAUGUCAGAAUCUAGCAGACCCAUCUCCACAGACCUCAGCAGUGCUCAGGAGUGUCAGAUAAUCUGCCUUUCGGGUGAUGAUCGCUCCACCUGUAUCCCCAUCACCUCCAACAAUGUGGAGAUUGUGGCAAGUCAAGAUUCCAGCAUCAACAGCAAGGCUCGUGGCAGCAACAAGGUGAAGAUUCAACCUGUUGCCAAGUACGACUGGGAACACAAAUAUUAUUAUGGCAGACUGAUAGCCGUGUCCAACUCCUUCCUGGCCUACGCCAUCAGAGGAGCCAAUAACCAUGCAAUGAUUCGUGUCCUGAGUGUGAGUUUCGCCGAGCGCUCCCUUCUGAAGGGCUUCACUGGAGCUGUCACAGAUCUGGCUUUUGCCCACCUCGACUCCUCCCUGUUGGGUUGUGUAGAUGAAGCGGGCAACUUGAUGGUCUGGCAGCUCACCUGCACUGGAAACAAGAUACUUGAUCAGGUGGUGGUUCAUAUCCAACGGCCAGAAAACACUCCACUGAACUCUCAUCGUCGCCUCAUCUGGUGCCCGUUCAUCCAGGAUGACAAUGAGGAGAACCAGGACGACACCAGCCAGACCUUAGCCCUUCUUCACGAAGACAUGGCUGAGGUGUGGGACCUGGAAGUCUUGAGGGCCAACAAUAGCAGUUGGCCUGUCGAUUCCACAGAUGUAAAAGAAGGCCUCAUCACAGUCAAGGGACAUAACCAGCGAGUCAGUGAAGGGGCCCUGUCUCCAGAUGGAACGGUGUUAGCCACAGCCAGCCAUGAUGGAUACAUCAAGUUCUGGCAGAUAUACAUUGAGGGGGGACAGGAUAAGCCAAGAUGUCUUCAUGAAUUGCGGCCCCACGGAGGACGUCCCCUUUCCUGCCUUCUUUUCUGUGACAACCACAAAAGACAGGACCCAGAAGUUCCUUUCUGGCGGUUCCUCAUAACCGGAGCGGAUCAGAACCAGGAGUUGAAAAUGUGGUGCACAGUUUCCUGGACCUGUUUACAGACCAUCAGGUUUUCUCCAGAUCUGUUCAACUCAUCAGUUCUGCCGAGUCUGAAGGCCAGUGUGGACCUCUCUGCUGAGUAUCUUAUCCUCACCGACGUACAGAGGAAGGUUCUGUAUGUGAUGGAGUUGCGGCAGGAUCUGGAGAAAGGCAAGGCCAGUUUCACAGCGGUGUCAGAGUUCCUGCUGACCCACCCAGUGCUCAGCUUUGGGGUCCGGGAUGUUGCCCACAGCCGAUUGCGACACACUGAGGUCCUCACUGCAGAGGAGGAGAGCGAGAGCAUGACAACAGAGGGCACUCAAGGACCCACAGAGUCUAAGUCUGGGAUACAAAUAAAACUCUACUGUGUUCACACCAAGAGUCUGCAGGAUGUCCAGAUCUGGUUUCAGCCCAACUUGGGUUCCAGCUCUGCAGCCUUCCUGCCCCAUUCUGAUUCCCAAGAUGGUUUUGCAGGGUUUUCAGACCAUCUUACUGACCAGAGCUCUGACAAGGAAUCAGGAAGUGGCUCCCAGACUGACCUAAGGAAGAUCCCAUCGCUUCCUGCUCCCACUGACUUCCUGUCAAACUCAGGCGCCAGCAGUGGGACCAAGCUGAUGACUCCUGACGCAUUCAUGACACCAAGUACUUCGGUACCGGCCUCUCCUGGCAGCAGUGCCAGCAGUCUGACUAUUGUGACAGCUAUCAGCAGCAACUCAGACUCAACUAACAGAGCUAUAGACGAUGUGAGUCAGAGUCCUAACAGAGCAGAGAACAACAGCAGCAGCAGUUUGGCAGUCUCCACCUCCACCAGCAGCCCAAGAGCUGCCUCUGCUGUGCUGCUGCCUGGACUGGAGAGCCUACAAGCUUUAGCGUCCCCUAGUGGUCCUCUUGCACUCGACAGCCCUCAGGUUCUGGAUUCUCCCCUCCUGCCACCUCUGGCUUCUCCGACCAGGGCACGCUCCCCUGAUGUCAUUUCCUCAGCCUCCACAGCCAUGUCCCAGGACAUGCCGGAGAUUGCAUCUCAGACUCUGCAGCUUCAGCGUGGAAUGGUGUCAAGCUUGGAGCCCUUACCUCUUUCUGCCCUUCAGACAGACAGCAUGGCCUCUGCUGCGUCUGCGCUGCACCUUCUCACCUCACCACGUACAGCCAACAGCAACAGCCUGUUGCCCCUCGAACUCGGAGGUGCUGAUGGAUCAGUGGGCGGGGCCGUAGAGUCAGAGCCCAGACUCAGUCACACCCCAUCUUUACUUGAGAACGCCUUAUCACAGGAGAACCCUGGGGUUGGUGGAGGGUCCUCAGAUGGUAGUGUUAGCCACACACCUUGGCCAGCUGCACCCGAUAUCACGAGAGAAACCAGGAACAGUCUGAGAGACAACGGUCUUGGUGACUGUUCAAGAGACGAGUCAAACGACAGACACUUGAGCUCACCUUACCAUCGACGCUCCUAUCACCUCACACAGAAUGACAGUCAGGAAGCUGGCGCAGAGCAGAGUGACCCUGAUGAUGAGGUGGCCAGCCUUGCAUCAUCCUCAGGAAACUGUGGUUCUCGUUCUUCUCACAGACUACCGGUUAAGGACUGGAAGACCUCGCCACGAGGCUCGCCAAAAGUAAAGAGGAAGACCAAGAAAGAUGACAGUGAAUCAUCUCAGUCCAGGCAAAUGGACUCUGGUCAGAUAAAUGCAGAAGUACAGGACGAGUUGUUGAUGCUGCUGCGCAGCCAGCAGAGGGAGUUGACUGAACUGCGAGGACAGAUUGAAGCUAUGCAGAGCACUAUUAUGGCCCAAGUAGAGCACGUCCUUACCAACCACCAGGAACAAGAGCAGCGCAGACUAGAGCGAGUUCUGGCAGAGAGUCAGAAUCAUCAGCAGCAGCUUCAGGAACAACUCAGCCAGCAGCUCAGCCACACCCUCAGCACGGUGCUAACCAACAGAAUGGACAAAGUGCUACGAGAGGAGAUGAAGAAAACAGUCCCACAAACAAUCUCAAAGAGUCUGGAGCCAGUGACAGGUCAGCUGAACAAUACAAUUGCUGCUAAACUGACCGCUGUGGAGGUCACCCUGAAGGACAAUGUCAGCAAGGUGGUCAAAUCAAAGAAUACAACAGAUGCAAUUGGUCGAGCAGCAGCUGAGGCGAUGCAGGGGCCCAUCCAAGCAGCCUAUAAAGACACCUUCCAAAGCAUCGUGCUGCCUGUUUUUGAAAGAGGCUGCCAAUCCAUGUUCCAACAAAUCAACGACAGCUUCAAACAAGGCACACAAGAAUACAUCCAACAGCUUGAGACCCAUGUGAAGAACAGAAAGCAGAGGGAGCAGGAGUCACGAGACCCCAUGAUUGGCCAGCUCCAGCAGAUGAUCGACAGCUUCCAAAGCUCCACUGAUCAGCUGGCCAAUAACAUCACAGCUAACGUCCGGGCAGACGUCCAGCACCAGAUCCAGAUGAUGGUGGGAAAUUUGCAGGAGUCUAUUCUUAGCCACGUGCAGCGAAUUGUCAAAGGGGAGGUGAGCCUGGCAAUGAAGGAGCAGCAGGCAGUGGUGACCUCCAGCAUCAUGCAGGCAAUGAGGUCGGCAGCUGGCACGCCCGUCCCCACAGCACACCUAGACUACCAGACACAGCAGGCCAACAUCCUGCAGCUCCUCCAGCAGGGCCAGCUCAACCAGGCUUUCCAGCAGGCUCUGUCAGCAACAGAUCUGAACUUGGUCUUGUAUGUGUGUGAGACCAUCGACUCUCAGCAGGUGUUUGGUCAGCACCCCUGCCCUCUCAGCCAGCCCGUGCUGCUGUCGCUCAUCCAGCAGCUCUCCUCCAACCUCUCAACCCGCUCUGAGCUCAAAAUCAGCUACCUGGAGGAUGCAGUGAUGAACCUGGACCACGGGGACCCGCUGACAAGAGACCACAUGUCCUCCGUGCUGGCCCAGGUUAGGCCGAAGCUCUUUACCUUCUUGCAGCAGGACCCCCACAGCCCGCUCAGCAAGAGGGCGCGGCGCCUAAUGAUGAUGCUGCAGGGUCUCGUCAGCCACUAG
This is a messenger RNA of Epinephelus lanceolatus (giant grouper), 4301 nucleotides long. RefSeq names its product enhancer of mRNA decapping 4 (gene edc4). The record is from RefSeq and is a predicted model, not a curated record. Gene Ontology annotation, molecular function: protein binding. Gene Ontology annotation, cellular component: P-body. NCBI's taxonomy places the organism in Eukaryota, Metazoa, Chordata, Actinopteri, Perciformes, Serranidae. Gene Ontology annotation, biological process: deadenylation-independent decapping of nuclear-transcribed mRNA.